This is a messenger RNA of Bactrocera dorsalis (oriental fruit fly), 992 nucleotides long. RefSeq lists its product as uncharacterized. The transcript has 2 exons. The record is from RefSeq and is a predicted model, not a curated record. Bases 502 to 810 code for a protein of 102 amino acids. NCBI's taxonomy places the organism in Eukaryota, Metazoa, Arthropoda, Insecta, Diptera, Tephritidae.
AACGCUAAUCGUGGUAGAUUUCCGUGAAUUACAUAUGGAUAAUUUUUCCACAUAAUGAUUGUAUAACAACAAACCAUAUAAUUUUCAGUAGACGGAGCAUUAAAGUGUUAAAAACCCAAUAAAUUAAUUAAAGUUCGCGGUGGCGCUCGAUUCCAAAUUCAAAUAUUUCCCUGUUUGACAAAUUCAUAUGUAUGUACAUAUGUGUAUUUGAUUGUGGAAACUACAGUGAAAUUAAAACUUGUACAAUCAUGAUUCACAUUCCCGUUUUGAAAGGUGUGAAUGAAGGUGUUCGCAAAUGUCGCGAAAUUUUACACAAAACUCUUCGGAUUUUUUUGAUUUCUCUUGUUCUUCUUUUAUGUCUGUUUCUAAACAAACUGAUAAAUCCAACUUUCGUGGAGUAUAUAAGUUCUGGUCAAUGUUGGGCUCAAGGCACUCAAGGAUUGACUUACCUUGAUAGCAGAACUCUACAGUGUGUAACAAUUAAAAAUUAUUUGUUGAAAAAUGAAUUACUUGCGCUUGACUACCGUGAACUGCGUCAUCAUCAUGUUAUUUGUGAUGGAACUCACUCCCAGCUGCGCUCAAUUGUUUUAUGACUUCAAUGGUUUCGAUUAUGCCAAUAAUGCUUUGGACCGACAUUUGCCUGCUGGUUACUACUACAUAAAUGAUGGCCGUAUCGUCCCCGUAAGCAGUGACACACGACGCAAGGAUUUUGAAUAUGGUGGCAGUAAUUACGUCUAUUACUCACCGGUCGUGCGCGUCAAACAUCAAAAGACAAAGAAGAAGUUAUUUGUGCCAAACUUAUUUGGUUAAACGUAGGAAGAAUAGAACGUGCGAUGCUGAGAAUACAGACUGAUCUCUCUAAACUUAAAUGUGUGUAUUAUAAAACUAUAUAAAUUGUACAUAUCAAUGUUUAACGUAUUAUAUUAGCAUAAGUCUAAAUUUAGUAAGGAAAAACUCAUACAAAUAAAGGAAAAAAUUUAUACAUAAGUAUA